CGGCUCAGCUUUGAUUCGCUGUUCCCUAGUAACGCGGUCCGCUGUAGUGAUUGGCUGACUCGAGGGUCAAGGAAACGGGAAGAGCACAGGUUGCUUGUACUUGAUUACUCUCUGGGGAGGGUGAGAGACACUGACGGAGCGCUGUACUACUGCGACUCUUUCAGAAACGCGUGGCAUUUACCACAGGAGGGGCGCGCUGACAUAUCGCACGACUGAUCGUCCAUAAAUGGGGUGCUUGUUCUCCAAAAAAUCGAGGAGAAAAUCUCCUAAAAAAGACUCUGCUUUGCCCGCUGGGGACGAGAGCGCUACGGGCAAUGACCUCCCCGAAACCAACAACACUGCGCUGGGCAGCAACAGCAACCAGGAGGCUCCAAAGCAAUACAGCUGGGACAAACGAGAAAAGGUUGACCCGAAAGACUUCAUGCUGACAGGCCUAAAGAAUGAGACAGUGGGCCGGUUGCCAGGCAAACUCAAUGGCCAGCAGUUUGUCAUUCAGGAUUGUGAGAACUGUAACAUCUACGUAUUCGACCAUUCGGCGACUAUUACCAUUGACGACUGUGUGAACUGCCGUAUUAUUUUAGGUCCGGUCAAAGGGAGCGUGUUCUUCAGAGACUGCAAAGAUAUCAAGUGUGUGGUGGCCUGCCAGCAAUUCCGCACCAGAGACUGCAAGAAAAUUGAUGUCUUUUUGUGCUGCGCCACCCAACCCAUCAUUGAGUCUUCAACAGGCAUGAAGUUUGGCUGCUACCAGUACUACUACCCCGAGCUGGCUUUCCACUUUAAAGAUGCAGGCCUCAGCAUCUUUAACAACAACUGGAGCAAUAUUCAUGACUUCACACCUGUCUCUGGAGAGACCAAUUGGAGUCUCCUACCAGAAGAUGCUGUUGUCCUGGAGUAUAUGCCUCUACCAGAUCCUGAGUCAGAAUUCAAGUCAGUGAGAAUCUCUGCUGAAGCAAAUCGGAGCAUAGUGCCCCUGACCAAAGGAGGGCGCCGUACCGAGAGCGAAGAAUCCUGCCUGUUUGUCUUUUUUGCUGGAGACUACACCACUGCUAAUGCCCGCAAGCUCAUUGAUGAGACGACCACCAAAGGCUUUGUCCUCAUUCAGACCAAAGAGGUUUCCAUGCGCCCUGAGGAUGUGAACCGAGUGUUCCAGAAUAAUGCAGAAAGCCUCACUGAGUGGAUCACCAAAGGUCCAGUGGUAGCCCUCGAGCUGAAUGGAGAUGGUGUGGUGGAGGCGUGUCGAUCCAUUGCCAAUGAAGUGUUCAAUGGCACUAAGCUGUUUGUUUCUGAGAGCAAAAAUACGUCCUCGCGUGAUGUCGACAACUUUUUCAACUUUGCUGACAUGCAGAUGGGACUGUGAAACUGGCGCAAAGAAGCACUUCAAAUUAACGUGGGUUUAUAUUAGUUUGGUUUUGUCAAUUUUGUCAUUUCAGUGAAUUGGAAUUACUUAAUAUCUCAACACUUUUAGGGGUUUAUAUAACCACUAUUUUAACAGACAGUUUUCCUCUGUGAUCUGACCAUUUUACAUUUUCAUGCCAAUGAAAGAGGCAUAUGAUCAGUUAGGGUUUUGGAACCAAUCAUGAAGGCAAGUGCCUUUAGAUAGAGAACAAAAUUGAGAACUGGAACUUUAGUCUAAUCAAAUAUUGCUGUGGACAAUAUCACUUAUGCUGAAAAUAAUGAAUUUGAUUAUAUAGAUAUUUAUUUAAUAGUUUUUUCCUUAAAUGUAUAGCUGGAAAUUGUGUUUUAUUCUCCUUUGCUUGUAUACAUGUCAUU
This is a messenger RNA of Sinocyclocheilus grahami, 1770 nucleotides long. It is a transcript of the gene rp2, whose product is annotated as RP2 activator of ARL3 GTPase. The transcript is spliced from 5 exons. Gene Ontology annotation, biological process: post-Golgi vesicle-mediated transport. Gene Ontology annotation, cellular component: cilium; periciliary membrane compartment. Gene Ontology annotation, molecular function: GTPase activator activity. Bases 227 to 1357 code for a protein of 376 amino acids. The record is from RefSeq and is a predicted model, not a curated record. Lineage: Eukaryota; Metazoa; Chordata; Actinopteri; Cypriniformes; Cyprinidae.